AUGCGUAUCCCAGAAGGAGCCCCAGUUCCUUUUUGGCUUUCGAUUCGUAAUAGAUUUCCACGUCUUGCAAAAACCGCUCGACCAACUGUUGGAACAGUGGCUGUUAUUACAACUGGAAUCAUCACUUGUUUAGCUGUUUGCGCUGUUACUGUCUAUCCAAAGUAUUAUAAUGAUUACUAUAAAAAUGCACAAAAAGAAGAACGCGCUUUACUUCGACUGGAUCGUGAACAAUUGGCCGGACCACAAAAUGCAUGGAGAGAUCCAUUCGAGAAAAAAUAA
Caenorhabditis angaria is the source of this 279-nucleotide messenger RNA. NCBI's taxonomy places the organism in Eukaryota, Metazoa, Nematoda, Chromadorea, Rhabditida, Rhabditidae. The record is from the annotation of a GenBank genome assembly.